UGAUACAUUCAAAUAAGAAGAAGAGCAAAACACAAGAACGCAUUAAUUAAUUGAUCAUUUAUUAAAAUCCACUACCAAUAAGUUAUAAAAAUGCCUACCGAAAUUGAAAAUAUUAAUCCUAAUGUGUACAGCAAAUCCAAGGAACGUGUAAUUACCAAAGAAAAUGUCGAUGAAAAUGUCAGCGAUCCUUUUGACACUCGGGAAAUAUUUGAUCUCAUACGCAACAUAAAUGAUCCGGAGCAUCCUUUGUCGUUAGAGGAACUCAGAGUAGUGCAAGAAGACUUAAUCAAAGUCAGUGAUGAAAAAAAUGAAGUUUUUGUUAACUUUACACCCACUAUACCGCACUGCUCUAUGGCUACUCUUAUUGGUUUAUCCAUCAGAGUAAAAUUACUGAGAUCUUUACCGCCCCGUUUUAAGGUAACCGUGGAAAUUACACCAGGUACUCAUGCCUCAGAAAAUGCAGUAAACAAGCAGCUGGCCGACAAGGAAAGAGUGGCAGCAGCUUUGGAAAAUAAACACUUGGCUGAAGUUAUCAAUCAGUGUAUAGCAUCUAGAGAAGUAGCUGCAGCUUAAAAAAAAAACCAUUAAAGAAUGUCGAUUUUUUUGUUUGUUUUAUUAAAAUAAAAACAAUUAAUUUUGUGUAAGGGAUAACAUGUUUAAACUUAA
This is a messenger RNA of Calliphora vicina (urban bluebottle blowfly), 666 nucleotides long. RefSeq names its product MIP18 family protein galla-2 (gene galla-2). The record is from RefSeq and is a predicted model, not a curated record. Gene Ontology annotation, biological process: iron-sulfur cluster assembly. Gene Ontology annotation, cellular component: cytosolic [4Fe-4S] assembly targeting complex. The coding region runs from base 91 to 573 and encodes 160 amino acids. Lineage: Eukaryota; Metazoa; Arthropoda; Insecta; Diptera; Calliphoridae. The transcript has 2 exons.